Humulus lupulus (European hop) is the source of this 2300-nucleotide messenger RNA. RefSeq names its product WRKY transcription factor 44-like. The record is from RefSeq and is a predicted model, not a curated record. Lineage: Eukaryota; Viridiplantae; Streptophyta; Magnoliopsida; Rosales; Cannabaceae. Gene Ontology annotation, molecular function: DNA-binding transcription factor activity; sequence-specific DNA binding. The transcript is spliced from 6 exons. The coding region runs from base 675 to 2021 and encodes 448 amino acids. Gene Ontology annotation, biological process: regulation of DNA-templated transcription.
ACAAAAGUAUUUAUUAUGCAAAAUCCCAAGAACAGUUUUUCUUUUCAAAUUGUUAUUAUUUUUACUUUGAACGCAGUAAACAAUGGUUUAAAAUUGACUCCGUAGUUGUUUCAUGGCUGGAUUCCUUCUACUCAGUUUUUACAUGUGGCUGUGGGGAACACUGCAACUGCUUUAUGUAUAUUUUGCCCAAAAAUAGAUUAUAAAAUAAUAUGUUUAUUUUCUAAAGUUUAUAAAAAUAAAAUUCUCUGCCUCUUUCUCUGUAUACUAAUUGUGUAUUGUUGAAAAACCUAAUAAACUAUAGACAAAUUCUUUAAGAGAGAGAGAGAGAUUUUGUGUUGUUUGUAGCUCAGAAUAAAACAUGCCCAGAAUUUUGUUGUGAUAUAUAUGUAUGUAUGUGUAUAAGCUUGUUUAAGGUAAUGUAAUUCACUCUUUUCAAACUUAUCUUCAUGGAUUUAUAUGUUACUUUUCUUAUUCUUAUGAUACAUGUAUAUGUAUAUAUAUUUUGUAUUUGAUCUGUAGAUUUCUGACUCAGUUACAACCUUCUUCUCAAGUCAUUCUAGCUGAAUAAGGAGCAAAAACAGCUUCAUUUUUAUUACUUUCAGACUAAGAUGGUGGGAUUUCAAGGCUCUUCAUUAACAUGCUCAAGAACUACUAUUUGAUCACUACAUAUAAGAAUGAAUCUUAAGGAGUCAGAGAGGACGGUUAUCUCGAAACCAGUUGCUUCAAGGCCGUCUUGUUCAAGCCUUAGAUCAUUCUCAGAACUCCUUGCAGGUGCUAUUCAUGCUUCCCCCUCAAACACAUCUUCUGAGGCUGCAGUUCCUGCUGCCAUUAGGCCGAAGACAGUGAGGUUUAAGCCAACGACAGUGUACGGCGCAGCUCCUGAGCUGCUUUCUUCUCAGGUCACCGAGAUUUGUGGCACUGCAGCCUGUUCUAAGCCGGAUGGAGGAUCAACUGUGGUGUACAAACCAUUGGCAAAAGUUGUUUCCAAGACAACCGUUUCGCUUUUGGCGAACAUGGGAAACUUCAAUAACAGCUUCCAACAAACACAUUCAUUGGUUGAUUCUCAAGCUCAACAUCCACAGCAAGAGAAAGAGAGUUUUAGAUCACAGCAUAGCUCAUAUCUAAACCCUAGUGUUUCAGUAAGAGCUGAAACUAAUCAAACGGUUGUGCCCUCAAAGAUUGCGUCCCAGCCACAAAACCAAGAGGAGGAGGAUCCAAAAUCUCUACCUUCCAUUGCAAAUAGUGACAGGCCUUCUUAUGAUGGAUACAAUUGGAGAAAAUAUGGACAAAAACAAGUGAAAGGGAGCGAGUAUCCGCGAAGUUACUAUAAGUGUACGCAUCCGAAUUGCGUAGUGAAAAAGAAAGUUGAGAGAUCUUUGGAUGGACAGAUUGCUGAAAUUGUCUACAAGGGUGAACACAACCAUUCUAAGCCUUUGCCUGCGAAGCGAAACUCCUCGUCUGUGACACCAGCAUUGGCUGAUGCUGCCCCCAGUCUAGACGCCAACCACCAAUUAUGGCAUAGUCAAGUUAAUGAAAAAAAUGAAUGUUGUGAAGGGGAAGUUGGAGUAUUAUUAACACAUUCUGGCCAAGGAAAAGCUUCUCAACCUUAUGAUUCUUUUAGUGUUGAACCUGAGGCAGAAGAUGAUGAACCAAGACAGAAAAGAAGGAAAGGUGAGAAUCAAUCACAUGAAGCAGGAACAUCAGCAGGAGAAGGCACUCAAGAAGGUCGAGUUAUGCAAAAUUCAAAUGAUUUAGAGAACAUUUCAGGGGAUGGCUUUCGCUGGAGAAAAUAUGGGCAGAAAGUUGUAAAGGGCAAUCCAUAUCCAAGAAGCUACUAUAGAUGCACGAGUGUGAAAUGCAAUGUGAGGAAGCAUGUGGAAAGAGCAUCAGACGAUCCAAAAUCAUUCAUCACAACAUACGAGGGAAAACAUAACCAUGACAUGCCAAUCAAGACUACUCCAAAUCUUGUGUCCUCUGAGAUUCACACUAAGGCCCCUAAAGACACACCACAUGACUACUGACUUUUUGGAAACACAUCUUUAGCCAGCCAACUCAUAUAGUUUUAUUAUUUUUUAAUUUAAUUUUUAUUAUAUAAUAAUAUAUAUAUUUUUUAAGAAAAGAAAGUAUAUCUAAUGCACCUCCACUUAACUGUUCUACUUUCAUACUUGUAUUAUUUGUCUUAAUGAACACAGAAAAAUAAGUAUCUUUAGUGGUAAUUAAUUAUAACUAGUUUUGAUGAAGCAUAAAGAACAGAUGUGAAGUCUUAUUUGAGCUAUGAUUUGAUUAGUUGUUUUGGUAAA